CGCGCGAGGGUCAAAAACUCACCAGACCGCGAGAGGUAAAGACGGAAGCUACGUUGGUAACGGUGCCACAAACCCAGGAACACAGUGCGUUCAGUGGAAAAAUCUCGUUAUUUGUUAUCGCAAACAGAGUAACCCGUGAGCAAAAGAAACAGUGCAACGAACAGAAGAUUUCGGAAUCAACCACGGACUUGAAGUAAAUUUGUGAGUGCGUGUGCAGCAGACUAGAGCGAGUGGAACAUUCUGGAAUAGAAGUUACGCGAGCGUGUGUCAUACACCAAGACGACAAUGGGGAAAGAUUUCUACAAAAUUCUCGGCGUCUCCAAGACGGCCACCGACGAUGAGAUCAAGAAGGCCUACCGGAAGCUGGCUCUGAAGUACCAUCCGGACAAGAACAAGUCACCGCAGGCCGAGGAGCGGUUCAAGGAAGUGGCGGAAGCGUAUGAGGUGCUAUCGGACAAGAAAAAGCGCGACGUGUACGAUCAAUACGGCGAGGAAGGCCUGAAGGGUGGAGCGGGCGGUAUGGGAGGUGGUGGUGGACAGUCACAGUUCCAGUACAACUUCCACGGUGAUCCGCGCGCCACCUUCGCCCAGUUCUUCGGCACAAACGAUCCGUUCAGCGUGUUUUUCGGUAGCGACGGCGGCAACAUCUUCCACCAGGAAAUGAGCAGCGGUGGCAUGAUGGACGAUCCGUUCGGGUUCGAUGGCCGAGGUGGCGGUGUGCAGAUGGGAGGAUUCCCAGGUGGUGCCUUCCGGUCACAGUCCUUCAACGUGCACGGAUCGCCCCAGCGUAAGCAGAAGGUACAGGAUCCACCGAUUGAGCACGAUCUGUACGUGACGCUGGAGGACGUGAACACGGGCUGCCAGAAGAAGAUGAAAAUCUCGAAAAUGGUGAUGGGACAGGAUGGUUCGGCGCGCAAGGAAGAGAAGAUACUGAACAUCAACGUGAAACCGGGCUGGAAGUCGGGCACAAAGAUAACGUUCCCGCGUGAAGGUGACCAGGUGCCCGGUAAGGUUCCGGCCGACAUCGUCUUCAUCAUCCGGGACAAGCCACAUCCGCACUUUAAGCGCGAAGGAAGCGACAUUAAGUACACGGCCAAGGUUUCGCUCCGUCAGGCACUGUGCGGAACUGUGGUAAAGGUACCGACCCUUAGCGGGGAACUACUGACCAUCUCGACGGCCAAUGAGGUGAUCAAACCGCACACGGUGAAACGAUUACAAAACCGGGGUCUACCGUUCCCGAAGGAACCGAACCGAAGAGGAGAUCUGCUGGUGACGUUCGACAUUCGCUUCCCCGAUACCGUCGAUGCCAGCACCAAGGAAAUCCUGUCCGAUUUGUUACCCAUGGAUGCAUCGUAAAGCGCGGGCCAUCAACACGAACGCGCGUUGUCACCCAGCUUGCCACUGCAAGCAGGAACAGCAGGCCAUGCACCACCUUCCAUCUCCCUACUAGGACCACCUUCUUUUCUGCGGUCAAUCCCUGCUUUUUGCCCCGUUUAAAAACACAAAUCACAUCCGCCGCACCCACCACUCCCAAUGCAAUUUGCAACGAGGAGAGAUAUCUACGCAGCGCAUUGGCACCGAGCAGCGCAGAGUGUGUCGUGCGGGUUGUUCUAGAAGGUGCCAGCUCACCUUGAACAAACAAUAACAAAGGGCGUCCCAUCUUUAGCCCAGGACAGUGGAAGAAGGGAGUGGCUAGAUGAAAUCCUAUUUUCAACCAUCACAUGACGUCACAGCACGGUGCAACAACGGGAAAAUGCAAAGCGAACCCCCAAACAUCAUCAUCAUCAGCAGAAAAGAAGGUUCUAGUAACGGCGAGAGAGAGAGAGGAAGACUCUUGCCACCGCUCGCAUACUCAUUCGCGAGAGUUUUGUGCCAACGAGAGAGACAGAGAGGAAGAGCAGUUGCGCGCUAUGUGCAGCUGCCCAGCGACGAACAUCUCUCCAUGGCCUACGUGCGAGAAUGCGCCUAGCGCAGCGACACCAUACCGAGACGUAUUAAUAGGCGGCUAGAUCCGGAAAAUGGAAUGUUCUGGAACAGCGGCGCAGUAGCAGCAGCCAGGUCCAGGGCAUUCCCUCGGCCGUAAUUCUGGUGACGAGAAUCGUGAGCAAGGAUGAUCCGGCGUGUGUGAAGUUUGAUGUGAAGCUUUUUACCGAAGAUUCGUUAGGAAAAAGAUGUAAAUAGUUUAAAAAUCCAAAGUAUAUCUCAUAAUAGGAAAAAGAGGCAUUCGGCGAAUGGAAGAAGGUGGAGUAGAAGCCCGCUCUAUGCAGAUCGAUAGUAGAAAACCUUCGAAUCAGUCGUUGAAAACUAGUUUGUAACUGUAAAUAGAGAAGAGCCGUUACACGCAGGAGAUGAUGACUAGGGUAGACAUCGAGCGAGAGAGAGAGAGAGAGAGGGGACGCGCGUAAAAGAUGUAGCUUGAGGCGUAGAUAGCUACUGCGCUCUCGUUUGUAACUCCAGCUUCCACCUAUAUUUUACGUUAGCUAGCACGUUUUGAAGUGUCCCGAACCCCAUCGGGCGGUGGCGAUUAUGCGAAGUGAAGGUUAGAAGGACCGCGUUUCCUAUUUCCUAGUGGGGGAGGUUGUUUGGACCGAGAGAGCAAGGUAGAGAGUGGAAAAGGUAUUAGCUUUCGUUGUUAAAGACUGACCUGGUUCCGGGGGAGGGGUUGGUUGCAGCGUAUUGCCAACCUGGUGCUGAUGAUGACGGCGAACCUGCGUUAGCGGAGCACACCCAGGUACCAAAUAGCGCGCGAGAUAGAAAGCUCUUUCAUUCCACUAGGACACGCGCCCCUCUCACGCGACCUAUCACACUACGUUUUCGCUUAUGUCCAUGUACGAGCGGGUUAAUCAGUGUGCUAUCAUACAGAUAAAGGCCUUGAGUUUAAAGUACGUUAUAGUACGCAGGAACACACGAAGCUUAUAUUGUAAAGUGAUUAAGUUGUUUUUUCAUUUAGUUUGUUACCACAUUAAUAGCAAUCUUUCAUUUCCGUUUCGCCUAAAACCCAUAAUGUAGUAUAACAGAAGAAAGCGGAGGGUAGAAACCAUGAAAUGUGGUUCCCAAAGAAGAAUGUGCGAGAUGGUUUGAUCAAUAAAAGAAAACAAUGAUUCCUGAA
Molecule: messenger RNA, 3109 nt
Organism: Anopheles darlingi
Lineage: Eukaryota; Metazoa; Arthropoda; Insecta; Diptera; Culicidae
Product: dnaJ protein homolog 1-like
Exons: 1
Coding region: 286-1356 (356 amino acids)
Biological process (GO): negative regulation of transcription by RNA polymerase II
Cellular component (GO): cytosol
Molecular function (GO): protein-folding chaperone binding
Source: RefSeq, a predicted model, not a curated record